This is a messenger RNA of Drosophila bipectinata, 3742 nucleotides long. It is a transcript of the gene pnt, whose product is annotated as ETS transcription factor pointed. Gene Ontology annotation, cellular component: nucleus. Gene Ontology annotation, molecular function: sequence-specific DNA binding; DNA-binding transcription factor activity, RNA polymerase II-specific. Gene Ontology annotation, biological process: regulation of transcription by RNA polymerase II; cell differentiation. Lineage: Eukaryota; Metazoa; Arthropoda; Insecta; Diptera; Drosophilidae. The record is from RefSeq and is a predicted model, not a curated record.
CCUCGCACGCAGUGUUCUUUUAUCGCGCGCGCAGAAAUACUUAAUUUAUAAAUACUUAUAGAGGGUCGCUGAAACGAUAAAAAACCCAAAAAGAAUUUAAUAAAUCAGAAAAAACACAGUGAGCUGAUUGUGGCGCGGAAUGGAAACAAUGUACGAUAUAUGCGCAUUUAUUUACGGAAUUUAUCAACGGCCGGAGGCGAGAAUUAAUGGCAAUUAGUUUCUACAGCAAAAGUGCUAAGAAUUCGCGGCAGUGUGUGAACAGAUUAAAAUUUCGCAAAUACACAACCGACAAGUGAUUACCGCAGCAACUAAAAAAUUAAAGCAAACUAAGCGAAGAAUUCUUCGAGUGUCCACAUCACCCACAGAGGUCCCCAGACACCUCUUGUUUAUUAAAACUUAUCAAUUGUCCAGCGGGCAAUCCAAUUGAUUAGGACCCGCAUGUGCUUGGCAAACCAAAAAUCAUAAACCACAAAACCAACAGCCAAAUAUUGAGUGUGAGUGUGUGUUGUGUUUGGGCCUGACAGUGCAAAAAUUAAAAUAUACAUAGUGUAGUAUCCUAUCCACCCUCUGAGGAAAUACUCAAAAACCUAAAAGUGAAAUCAAUUUUAAUACAAGCGCAAGUACCACCAGCAUAAGCCACAAUUGACAGAACCGAAUUGUGACAACGGAUUCGGAUUCGGAGAGUUGAGAUCCCGCAGAUUUCCCGGCACAGUUCUCGAGUCAAUGACGUGCACUUUGACCAGCGAGGUGGAGUUUCCGUUUUUGAGAAUCGAUCAACUUGAAGCGAAGAAAUGCCGCCCUCUGCGUUUUUAGGGAAUGCCACCAUAAUCAGUGCCGCCAACGCCUUGGACAGCCACAAGGAGCAGCAGCAGCUCCUCCACCAGCAACAGCAACACUUUGCCACCAGCACCACCAGCAACAACAAUAGCCAAACGGCUCCCAACUUUAACUACAAACAGGCAGCCAGCAACAACAUGGUCCUGCAGAGCUACGAGAACUAUCCGAGCUAUCAUCUGGCUCAGCAUCAUCACCAUCAUCAUCCGCACACGCACCACCUGCAUCCUCACCAGCAACUGGGGCAACAGCCGCUAAUGCAGCAUCAUCAGCUGCAACAACAGCAGCCCCACCACCCACAACUGCAACAGCCACAGCAGCAGCAGCCACAUCACCAGCAGCAUUAUGGAUCCCCACAGCAACACCAUCGAUUGUCCGGCGGCAGUACGGGCAGCGCCUCCAACACCACCUCCUCCGGCUCCAGUUCGAGUGGCUCCUCCUCCAGCGGAUUUGGAGGAGCGGCAGCCGGAGCUGGUGCAGGGACAGGAGCAGGAUCAGCCAGCAGCAGUCUGGUGGGGGCUCUGAGCAGCUCCACGGCUGCCUCGCUGGGAUUGGGGUACUUCAACGACAUUGCGCCCUUCGUGGGCGGCGAUGCGAAUGCCUACUACACGGAUUCGGAUGUCAACUUCUUCAGUUCAGGCUACAGCAGCAACACUCAUGAUCGUAGCAACAACAGCCCGCCCCCGCAGCAAUCGCAGCAACAGCAGCAGCAACAGCCGACUGUCAAUGGCAACAACAACAACAAUAGCGGCGGCAACAACAACAGCAGCAACAACAACAACCCCAACAACUCCAUGCUACCGCCCGCUGUACAACAAAAUAGCAAUAACAACGAAAACAACGCCAGCAGCAACGCAAACAGCAGCAGCCACAACACCAACAACAGCGGCAGCAACAAUGCCAAUGCGGGCAGCAACAACAACAAUAAUAAUAAUAAUAACAACAACAACAUCAACUACAUGGCCGCCAUGGCGGCAAUCUACCAACACCAGCUGAAGGAGGAGCCAGGAACCGGCCAGAACGGCGGCUCCUACGGAGGCAACCAGAACGAUCCCACGGAUCUCAGCAGCUACGGUCUGCCCAGCCACCUGGCCGCCUACACAAGUGGGGCGGGGGGCGGUGGCAGCUCCGUGGGAGGCGGCGGCGAUGACAGCGACUACCACAGCACGAUCUCGGCGCAGGAGCACCAGAGCCAGGCCUCGAGCGGAGGCAACGGUCCGGGAAGUGGCGGCAAUGGCAGCUCCGGCAACAGCAACGGCUACGGCAUGGACAGCAGCUCGGAGUUCUACGGUGCCUAUGGCCGGGGUCGCUUCCACGACGGCUAUGGGCCAGAGUUCACGCCCUAUGACGCUCAGUCCUUCCAGAUGGCCGUCCAGCCAACGGGCAUGGACCAGUGGGGAGCAUCCCACCCGCACCAGCAUCCAGCGGCGUACAUGAGCACCCUGGGGCUGGACAAGGGCCUGCUAGGAGGCUACACGACGCAGGGUGGAGUGCCGUGCUUCACGGGCUCCGGUCCCAUCCAGCUGUGGCAGUUCCUGCUGGAGCUGCUACUGGACAAGACGUGCCAGAGCUUCAUCUCCUGGACGGGCGACGGUUGGGAGUUCAAGCUAACGGAUCCGGAUGAGGUGGCUCGUCGCUGGGGCAUCCGAAAGAACAAGCCCAAGAUGAACUACGAGAAGCUGAGUCGGGGUCUGCGUUACUAUUACGACAAAAACAUCAUCCACAAGACGGCAGGAAAACGCUAUGUCUACCGUUUCGUCUGUGAUCUCCAGAAUCUAGUUGGACACACGCCGGAGGAACUUGUGGCCAAAUAUGAUCUUAAGAUUGAGAAGAAGGACGUGGACUAGUCCACGAGCAGCAGUGAAGCUGCCCAUCUUGGGUGAGCUGCCCCCCAGCCGGAUUGUACUCAACCACCAGCCGCAAAAAAUACUUUCGAGCGUUAUUGUUUACCAAGCGUGAUGUUAGCUUUUAAGCAGCAGCCCCCGAACUGCGAUCUUGCUACGAGAUUACCCACCCAAAGCCCAACACCCCCCAAGAAACCCUGAAAAUUCAAAACUAUCCCCUCCCCAACUUGCUUGUAAUUAUCGUGUAAAAAUUAGACUUUUGAAUUAAUUUGAAAUUAAUUUAAAAUACUUCAGAGUUAGCUUUAAGUUGAGCAAGAGAUAACCAGUAAAAAAAAAGGAUAAGAAUUGAGAGAGAAUUAAUAUGAAGUUCUGUGUGCAAUGCGAAUGAUGUCUGCGGCAAGAAUCGAACAUUGUUAGAGGCCAUAAAGCAUGUGUCCCCCCCAAAAGUGAUAUUAGAGCGCAACAUUUUGUUAUACGUAAAUAAUCAUUUUACCCGCACGGGGCACCAGAAACAUUUCAACAAAAAAAACAAACAAAUAAAAAUCAUGCAUGUAUAUAUGGAAGGCAGGCUGAUGAAGAUGUUAUAAGUAGGUCUCUAGUAUUUAUAUUGUAUAAUCUGUGUAAUCUGUGCUACUGGUACAACUAAGUUUUCCAACUUCCAAGCCACGACUUUUUUUUAAUCUUUUCCCGCAACUCGCAACCCAUCUUGUGCGCUUCCGUGCGAUCCCAAAAGUUUUAAACGUAGAACGACGACAGGACACUCCUUGUGAACUCCUUGUUUUAGCCCCUAGGCGUACUUGUAGGACCUAGACUCUAUAGACUACCAUAGUUAGGUGUUAAGCGCGUUGAUGUGUAUUUGUAUGUCUAUUAACUACUUAAGUCUAGCUCCUAGAUGCUUAGCCACGUAUUACGUAAAGUUACGAUCUAAAAAAAAGAAAAAACCACAUACAUUUUGUAGAGCAAUUCUAAACUAUUGUAUUUAUACAGAGCGUACGUUUUAAUCUAGAGUUAUCGAUUAACAUUGCUAAUGAUACAAACAAUAAAAAGAAACGUCAAUUUGAAAA